UUGUGAUAGAGGACCUGACGACUCAGCAGAACUACGCCAAACAGCUGAGAAACCUGACAAAGAAGUACACUCCCAAACGCGGCAGCAAGGAGGAACAGGAGUGCCGGUUCGCCAGUCAACAGGCCUUUGUGGACAUCCUGAACGAGAUGAACGACUACGCCGGCCAGAGGGAGGUCAUCGCCGAGACCAUGAUGCUCUCCAUCUGUCUGGAGCUCACCAAGUACCUGCAGGACCUGAAACAGGAGCGCAAAACUUGCCUAUCGGAGGCUAAGAAGGCCCAGCAGACACUGGAGAGCAGCUACAAGCACCUUGAUAAUACUAAGAAGCGCUUUGAGAGGGAGUGGCGUGAAGCUGAGAAAGCCAAUCAGAACGCAGAGAAAGCAGACCAGGACACCAACGCCACUAAAGCUGAUGUAGAGAAGGCCAGGAUGCAGGCGCAUGCGCGCACACACACAGCGGAGGAGUGUCGCAACGAUUAUGCUGCUGAGCUGCAGAAGUACAACAAGGAGCAGAACCAGUUCUACUUCACCGACAUUCCACAGAUCUUCAGCAAACUGCAGGAGGUGGAGGAGCAGCGGGUUCGGAAGCUGGCGGAGGGGUACGUGUCUUUUGCUGACACAGAGAAACGUGUCAUGCCCAUCAUCGGGAAAUGCUUGGAGGGCAUCUCCAAAGCAGGGAACCACUCCUACAGCCACGCAGCGAACGACUCUCAGCUCCUCAUCGAGCAGCACAAGUCCGGGUUCGAGCGGCCGGGGGACGUGGAGUUUGAGGACUACAGCCACGGCAUCAACCGCGCCUCCUCAGAGAGCAGCCUGGGGACCCUCAAGGGGAAGCCUGACCUGCUGACCAAGAACAAGGCCAAACUGUGGCCCUUCAGCAAGAAGAAGCUCCCCCCACCCCCACUCACCCCCUUCUCCACACACCUCGACCCCUCGCCAGCUAAUGGACUCCCCGCCCCCAAAUUCAGCCGGGACCCCCUGUCGUACUGCCUGAAGGAGAUCAAUAGGACGGUUAAACCUCGAAUAUCCUCCUUCAGAACGCUGAGGAGAACGCACGCAGUCUCAGAGGACUUUGCCCACCUGCCUCCGGAGCAGCGCAGGAAGAAGCUGCAGCAGAAGAUGGAUGAAAUCAGCAAGGAGCUGCAGAAGGAGGUGGACCAGAGUCAGGCGCUGGAGAAGAUGAAGGAUGUGUAUGAGAAGAAUCCUCAGAUGGGGGAUGCUGGCAGCCUGGAGCCUCAGAUCUCCCAGACGGCCCACAAUGUGGAGAGACUGCAGGGGGAGAUGCACAAAUACGAGUCUUGGCUAAUAGAGGCGGGAGGUCGAGCUGAAAUCCGACAUGGCUUCAGCAACAACAACUCCCACAACACAUCCAGUCCGGGCAGUACUCGCUCUCAUGAGGAAAAGACGGACUCCCCCCAGGCCAUCUACGAAUUUGAUGAUGACUUUGAAGACGAGGAAGCCUUCGCCCCCAUCGGCCAGUGUACAGCGCUCUACAACUUUGAAGGUUCGAGUGAGGGUACGAUCCCCAUGCGGGAGGGCGAGGUGUUUGCGGUGGUGGAGGAGGACAAGGGCGACGGGUGGACACGGGUUCAGAACUCCAGCGGGGACGAGGGCUAUAUCCCCACCUCCUACGUCAGAAUCAGCCCCCGAAUGUAACCGCGCUAGCCAAGAGCUACACACCUGCCUGCCGUGCCUGGGACUGGUGUGUGUGUGUUUCUGUGUGUGUGUGUAUGUGUCUGGGUGUGUGUGUGCAUGCGUGCGUGCGUACGUGUGUGCAUGCAUGUGCGUGUGUGUCUGUGUCCGUGUGUGUGUCUGUGUGUGAGUGUGUGCGUGGGUGUGGACCUUUUUUGUGCUACAUGGAGUCAAUGCUAUCUUUUGUGUGUGUGUGACUGGGUUAGAAAGGAGUGUGCACAUGUGAGGAUUUGUGUGUUUGUGUGUGCACAUUUGAAUGAUUGGGAUUAAAGAAACACAUUUCACUCACAUACUACCACUUCCUGUUUGAAAUGCAGACCAGUACUUCAAGACAAACAUUUGCAGAAUUUUUUUUGUUGGACGAUCAUAUUUAUGUAAGAAGUAAUAUAUUUUAUCUGUCACAAUACCACUGUCUUAGUUUUUUAAAUCCUCAUAAACCUUGUAAAGGGUUGAGCAGAUGUGUAAAUCUAUCUUGAGGUCUGUUCUUUAGUUUCCUUUUUAUUUUUUGCAAUUUAUUUCCAGAAACGCCAACAGUGACUUUUUCAUCACUGUGGAACAAUUUAGUCGAGUCUGUGACCUGUAUCUACUUUCUCUUUUACUGUAACAGGACAUAGAUGACUUUUAAAAAAAGAAUAAUAAAUGACACGUAUGUAUUUCA
This is a messenger RNA of Anguilla rostrata (American eel), 2349 nucleotides long. RefSeq names its product cdc42-interacting protein 4-like. Bases 147 to 1655 code for a protein of 502 amino acids. Gene Ontology annotation, biological process: signal transduction. Gene Ontology annotation, molecular function: protein binding. The transcript is spliced from 14 exons. The record is from RefSeq and is a predicted model, not a curated record. NCBI's taxonomy places the organism in Eukaryota, Metazoa, Chordata, Actinopteri, Anguilliformes, Anguillidae.